This is a messenger RNA of Dalotia coriaria, 5686 nucleotides long. RefSeq names its product mucin-2. The record is from RefSeq and is a predicted model, not a curated record. Lineage: Eukaryota; Metazoa; Arthropoda; Insecta; Coleoptera; Staphylinidae.
CGGUGCUCAUUCAGCAGCCAGCGUCGCCGAGGAGCGGACAUGGCCUCCUAGCAGUUCAUUCUCGCCGUCCAAGAAGUCGUCUCAGCCGUGCGCAGCAUUCACCUCGCUAGGAGUUUUUCAGUGCGCCAUGUAUCAGUGACUGUUUGAAAGUGUGUUUUGAAAUCUUUGAACUUUAAUUGCGGAUUCUUGCCCUGCACUCUGCGCAACGCAACUCUCUUCUGAGCCGGGGACAUUCACUUGUCAGAAGGAAUAAUUAGUUAGACACAAUUCAUAUUAAUAUGAUUCUGCGGAAAGACUUCCUCCUGUUCUCCGCGGCAUUGUUGGCCAUCAGCUCUGUGCGCUGUCAGGAAGCUGAUUCAAAAACGUAUGAUGAAAACGAUUGGAUUCCGAUCGCGCCUAAGCGCGCUCAAUCGCAACCUGUCAUCGACGUCGAAAAGAAAGCGACCGGCCGAGUGCUAAAUUUAGCAGACCCGCCGGCGAACAGUUUCUUUCCCGAAGAAACCAAGCCGCCGAAGAACAACAACUUCCAGCAGUAUUUACGCGAAACCACAACGUACCAAAAACGUCCGGUGGAAUUAACGCCGCAGAAUCUUCCGGUGCGUGUGAAGCAACCACCUCCACAUCAGCACCCGUAUAAAUUUGAGUCCAGCCAAGCGGGGCGUCUUCAAGGACGUCCACCGAAACCACAGAAAGAGUUUUAUAUUCCUCAGCAGACACCGCAGCAAGCACAAUUCGUGCAGUAUUACCAACCGAAUGAUUAUCAUACCAUUCCGGAGGAGUUUCUGAAUCAAAGACCACAGGCCCUGCCACAACAACAGUAUUUUUCACAGAAUUUUGAAAUUCCUGAUUUGCCACCGAUAAGGUUGAAUGCCACGUCUUCCAGGUUUGAAAAAAGACCGAAACCUGUUCAACCUGUGGAGAUCCCUGGUAAAAAUGAAGAAAGGGAUAAUGUUCAGUUGUUGUAUGUGCCUUUGGAGACCCUAGCUGCACAACAGGUUAAUAAUAGACCACAACAGGAUCAUCCAAGGUUACAUGCUUACCAACAAGCUCCUAUUGCGGAUAUACCUCCACAGUUUAUCAAUUACAGACCUGUUGUUCCUCAUAAACAACAACAACUUCAGAAUAUUCAGAGUGAUUUUGCUAAACAGGCUCUUGAAGCUCAUAAACUACAACUUCAGUUCCAGCAACAACCACAACCUGAACAGGAGUAUGUUUUACCUGUUGAAGUUGCAACAGAACCUAGUACAACAACAAAGAAACCUGCUUCCAAGAAGAGGAAAGCUCAUCAACCUCCUUUAGCUGUUUACAUGGGUGGUUCUUCUUCUUCAGAUGUCAAUGAAGUAUUAGCUCUAUUGAAAGAUGCUAGUUCUAUUGAUGUACAAGAUAGUAUAGGACCCAAUUCUCCUAAGAUCUUUGUGGGACCUUCAACCUUGGAAGCACCUAGAGGUUACACCAAGUUUGAACUUCCAUAUUUAUCCAGUUUGGAUAGUAAUCGAGUGGAACGUAAAAUUGAUCAAUACCCAUUCUUCGUUGCUCCCUUGAGUUACAAAGCACGCGGGUAUUCUAAGAUACCACUUCCUUCUCCUCAUGUGGGUUCUGUUGUUAUUAAGGAGAAGGAGACUAGGAAACCUGCUAUUCAACAACCACAACAGAUUCCGCAAUCUCAGGUUCAACCACAACCUCAACCUGAGGUUUAUCAACAGUUUAGUUUACAAGAUCAACAACAAUUUGAAUAUCAACAGAGGCCUACUCCUGUGGUGUCUUCUACACCUAGGUAUAGUAAACCCAUACCUGAGGAACAUGUGAUUAAACAACAUGAGAUUGAUCAGAUAAAUUCAUUCAUUCCUCAGUAUAAUGAAAAUUUACGUCUUCCUGAAACAAGUCACAGGUUCCAAGAAACCGCACAGCGUGGACAACAUGUACAACAGGAACAAGACAUACAACAUGUCCCUGAAAAGUAUCAGCUUGAGUCUUUUAGCAGACCACAAACAACUCCUACGAGACAUUCAACGGUGAGGUUCAGCUCUACUCCUCAACCACAAUUGACAGAGGAUCAAUUUAUUGAUGAGAUUCUACAACAACAACAUAAACCUUCCUCUGUCCCUGUUAGGCAUGAAGAAUAUAUUCGUCCUUCUUCAGUUGUAUCUAAUCAGAAUGAACAGUAUUUACAUGAAGUGACUAGACCACAAUUGAGUCAAGUGAGUCAGGAGUAUACUCAAAGUCAAGAAGAUGAAAACCAAUACUCCACUGGAUCAACCCAUGGUCAUUCAUCAACCAGAUCAAGGACAACACCUGCUCCUGCAGUGGAACAAUACCAAGAGGAGAUUACCAAAGCCCCAACAAGGAUACGUACAAGACCAACACAAAGUCAAACUCAUGUCAGGGAAUCUUACGAUGCCCCUACAAGAACCACUCAUUCCAGAAGCCGUCCCACAACAACCCCAGCUCCUGCUGUUACAGAAGAUCAAUAUUUAAAGGAAACUGUAAUAGAAUCCCGUCCCAAAGUGAGACCCACAACAGAAAAACCUAAAUAUUCUAUUCAGGAGAAGUUUUCUAUUGGAAGGUCAACAACACCUAGUCCCUUGCAUUACACACCUGUUGCUCCUGAAUAUGAAGAAGAGGUACAACCUCACAGACCAAUUAUUUAUAAAUACAAACAAAGCGAGGAGAUCCAACCUGAAUACCAACAACCUGUGUAUCACGUGAGCACUCCUAAACCCAGAAUCAACCAACAUCAAUUGAACCAAGAAGCUUUGGAUUCCAAGGUGUUAACUCAUGAAACCAGUGGGAACUUUGUAACUGGUCCUGGUCAACAAAUCUAUCAAUUCCAACCUGAAGAAUAUGAAGAACAACAUGAACAGGUGAAGACCCAGAAUGCCAAUGUUGAGAAUUAUAACAUUGGGCAGUCUCCUCAACCACAUGGUCAAUUACCCAAUUUGAUCAAUAACCUUGAAGAUCAAUCUGUACGUCAAUUACUACAACCUGGUCUAAUCCCUACUUCCCCUAAGACAGGUGAGGUGGAACGAUAUGAAGUUAGCAGUCAUGACCCAAUUUCCUCUACAACCCAAGCUCCAUCAUCUCAUUACCCUUCAACCCAUUUACCCCAUGUUGAAACAACAACUCCCAGGAAGGUUGUAACACGUGGACGUGUCCGUGGUAGUAGAUUCUCAACCACAACCCCAAGCACUCCGGUUUCCAGCACACGUAGAGCCCCUGUCACCAGAGGUCGUAGACCACUCCCAAGUAGAACUCGUUACCAAGACGAAUCUGAGCAAACGACUGAAAAUACUCUAGUCAGAAGCACCACUGACCCAACCAAGAAAAUCGUAACUGCACGUUCCAGAUUCCGUACACGAGGACGCCCUGUACCCGAAACAACAGAUAGGGUUAGUUCCGCUUAUGAACAAGAGGUGACCCCAUCACAUAUUCAAAGCAAUCAUGUACCUUCUGUUCAGAUUAUUGAACCACAGGUUACUCAGAGAGUGAGUGCAGAAUACAUUAACUACAGACCUGUGUAUAAUGUACCUGCUGAUCAGGAGUUGGUAUUGAUCAAUAACAGGAAGGUUACUAAACCAGCUACUGAACCUGUGGUCAUUCAUCAGAUUAAUCAGCUUCCGAUUAAGAAUCUGGAAGAAGAGAAUACAGAAAACACUAGUUCCAGGAAUAGAGGUAGAAGACCCACAACAACAGCUAUACCCCAGGUUGAAACCUCGAGGAAAUACGAAACUGAUAGUAAUAAAGAUAGUAGCAGUGAUGAGUUUUAUGGGUUCUUCAGGGAUCCUAGUUUCAAGAAACCUGCAGAGGUUUCCUCAACCCCUACUCCUACAGAAGCAUCAAGACCCUUGUAUUCUUCAACUUAUGUGAGCAGUACCCUGAAACCCCAUCUCAGAGAGGAGGAUGUGCAACCACAGGUACGUUACCACUCCAGCACGGAGAACGUUCAAUUCGUUGGUGAAAUCCGUCCCAAGUAUCAAACCACUGCUCAGUACUUCGAAGCUAGUCAGCCUAGUAUUUCCACAGAACGUUUCUAUCAAACCACUCAAAAGGAAGCAGUUGAGGAGGAGAAACCACGUGUGAGACCACGUGUACGUCUCCCAAUCAGGACCAGAGUAACUCCAGCACCUGCAAGUGAAGAUAACCGUAGGGGUAAUACUAAUAAUGAUGAAACCAAAAGUGUAACACAAAGGGGAAGAACCCGCGGGAAGACCCAUUACAGAAUGCCCCAGAAACCUAAACGUCCAGCUUCAGAAUCUUCAGAGGAUGAAGAUGUCGAAGGUGGAAACUACCCCGCACAGUUUAAGAAUUUCCAUACAACUGCAAGACCAUCGUUUCAGAUUACAGUAGACCCGCAAGAUGAUCAGGAGGGUUUCCAGUCUAUUUAUAGACCUACGUAUGUUGCAAAGGACAACAGUAAAGAUGAUGGUGUAAAAGAUGGUCAUCUUGUUGAAAACUACCAAAUGCCUAACUUUAUCCCUCUGAUGAAAGGAAGUGAAGAUAUCCCACUUGCUUUACCUUCCAUUGCCACCGCACCUGAAGUAAACCAUGUUAUUCAGGAAGAACAACAAAAAAUGAGAACCAACAUAGAAGUAGACAGAAUUGUAGAAGAAAUGAAUAAUGAAUAUGAUGACUACAACAACCCAGACCAAACAGAAAAAUCAUCUCCUACUAUAAUAGCAGUGGAAGAAGAUUUUGAUGAGAGUGUAACAACAGUUAUCCCUGAAACAACCACCCAGAAAAGAAGACGAGGUGUUUGGAAACUAGUAAGACGACCAACAGAUGUCCUUGAAGGUGCUGAAUCCCAGAACGCUGCUAGUAAUAAAAAUUUAUUCAGUUCUGAAGAGAAAGAACAACCUGCAAAGAUCCAACCCAUCCAAGUGGAAUACACAACUUUACCGAUGACAACACUUCCCGAAAAUGAAGUGACAACUCCCACACCAGUUACAACCACUACAGAAGGAGGAUUCUUUGAUUCCCUGUAUAAUAUGUUUGGAAUCCCUGAAGAAAAGACCAAAAUUCAAGUAGAAGAAGAUGUUGAUGAAGUGGAUACAACCACAGUUGGUAAAACCAUCGUCCCUGAAUCAACCUUUGCUCCGGAGACAAGUGAACCUGAAACCCAACCUCCUCCCACUACCCCCACCACUACUACCACCACCACAACAACUGAAAGACCUGUCCCUGAAGUAGAAACAACCACACCUUUGACCUCAAUGACCUACAUCACUCCUAUGAGUCUGGAGACUUGGAAUAAAGGUAUUCUGAAGACCUCAACUUCAACUGAGAUUUCUCAUGAGACAGAAAUCUGCUACAAGGGUAAAUGCAUCAAGUCCAAGGACAUGAAAGUGCCGCUGUAAAGACUUACGACACUCUGGUGUUGUGUGUUGUGUAUGUGUUGAUGUGUGCGUACAAACAAUAUGUGGAAGGAUGGGAUGUGAAGUGUGUGCGCGUGUUUUGAGUUAAUUCUUAAUAUUCUAGCAAAUCGAGCAAAUUAUCAUUAAUUAUGUGUAUGUGUAGUUAAAGCGCAAUUUCCUCUAAGGCCAUUUUUUAAUUAUUAACAUAACACGAUACUUGUUAUUAUCUUGUACGACUAAUUACUACUUAUGAAAAUUAUUUAUUAUUUAACGUUAAUUGAACGUCCAGCUCCAAGUGUAAGUACUUAUGUAAACUUCCAAAUAAAAACCUAGAACUU